AUGCCCAGCGACGUCAUGAUAACACCAAGUGUAAACCCCGUUAUGGGACUCCGUAGACAUACUUUUGAUCGGAGCAGCUUGUCAAAAGUCCCCAGUCUUCGGACUUCCCAGCUUCAAGCAAAUCUGCUGGCUAAUAGUUUAACCAAUCGAAUUAAGACACAUACCGUUAACAAGCCUUUUAUCCAACAUGGCGGACAAAGUGACUUGCUCCAUUUUGCCAGCCUUAAUAAGGAAAGAAAUUCGUUAUUCAGAGGUGGACGUCGUCUGACGUCAAGAGCUCGCGAGGACAGAAACAUUCGUCAUCAAGAUAGAAUGACUAGACAAAAUGAGUGGAAACUGCUGAGUCAUGCAGAUCUGUACACACAAAAUGGCGUCCCGGAAGUGGACUCAGGGAGUGUGAAAUCAGAAGCUUUGUCUUCGAGAAAUUCUGUUCAAAGUCUUCCGGUUCAAAGAUUAUCAUUGGGCGAAUCAGACGAUCAAAUCGGUAUGGAAAAACGCGGGGGAAUUUUCCAAUCGAUUCACAUGUUUGCUCCACAGCGUUACAAACACAACGUACAUGAAUCUCCGUUCAAAUCACCAAUCAUCGAAUAUGAAGAAAUUACCAUUCCUCAGUCUGGGUGCAUCAGUACCUACGAAUCCAAAAGAAACAGACGAAAAGAUCUCAGAGUAACUUUUAGCACCUCUAAUUCAGUCGUGGAUUGGAAUGAAUCAAUUCGACGAGCAGACGAUAACUUGAGUUCCAGAACAAAAUCUCGUGUUCCUAAAAUAUCCUACAUCUCAGACAAGGACAGAAUACCGGAAGUUGGUGUCGCUUGGGAUAUUACUCCAACCCUUUCCCACAAAACAUCAGUGUUACCAGGACAACUAAGUCGUGACCUCCAUCCCGUCACUUCCGGUAUGAAUAAAGAAGAAACCGUCAUUAUCCGCUUGAAAAUUAAGCAAAUAGUAGCAUAG
This is a messenger RNA of Lottia gigantea (owl limpet), 954 nucleotides long. RefSeq lists its product as hypothetical. The record is from RefSeq and is a predicted model, not a curated record. The transcript has 2 exons. The coding region runs from base 1 to 954 and encodes 317 amino acids. Lineage: Eukaryota; Metazoa; Mollusca; Gastropoda; Lottiidae.